Adineta ricciae is the source of this 558-nucleotide messenger RNA. The record is from the annotation of a GenBank genome assembly. NCBI's taxonomy places the organism in Eukaryota, Metazoa, Rotifera, Eurotatoria, Adinetida, Adinetidae.
AUGUCACAAAAUCAACCUGCUAGAAGAAAUGACGUUUCAUCUUCUUCGGAUUUCGUGCCUGUCGAUGCUCGUGAUGCUUUCGAUGCACGGCGCUUUCCAAUUGUUGCUGCAUUUGAUGCAGCGUAUUAUCCUGGUGCGCGUGUUCAGCGUUAUUGUGCUGCUGCAGUGGCAAAUCCAGCUUCUGCAUCUUGUUAUCCACUUCUUGGUCCACGUCGAGAACCAGAAAUACUAUUACCGGAAUCGCAUCCUGCUGUUGACGAUCCGUUGAUUAAUAACGAUCUAGUUGAGUAUGAUCAUUACUAUCGACGAUCAAUCGACGGGAAAUGGACUUUGGUCAAUGAUCCUGUCAUCACGUCAACAACAGAUGAUAACGAUGACAUCAAUGUUUUACCGUUCGAAAGAAUAGGUAAACGUGUGUCAUCUGAGUCUGCAAAUGCUGACGACGAUCAUGAUGGUGAUAGUGACAAUGCCACUGGCAAUGAUAAUUAUCGGGACAAUGACGAUGACGAUGGUGGUGAUAGUGACGCUGGCGACUCGGAUGUCGGCGAACAAAAUUAA